Molecule: messenger RNA, 1727 nt
Organism: Labrus mixtus (cuckoo wrasse)
Lineage: Eukaryota; Metazoa; Chordata; Actinopteri; Labriformes; Labridae
Product: E3 ubiquitin-protein ligase TRIM39-like
Exons: 6
Coding region: 12-1658 (548 amino acids)
Molecular function (GO): zinc ion binding; protein binding
Source: RefSeq, a predicted model, not a curated record
AAAAGGUUCUUAUGAUCAAACUUUCUCCAACAGAUUUCAUAAUGACAUCCCUCAGUGUUUUUGCUUCAUUGCCAGAGGAUCAUUUCCAGUGCUCCAUUUGUCUCAACGUCUUCAGCAGCCCAGUCACCACCCCGUGUGGUCACAACUUCUGCAAGACCUGCCUCAGCGAUCACUGGGACAAGAGCGAAAUAUGUCACUGCCCGUUGUGUAAUAAAAGAUUCUACGUGAGACCCGAGAUCUCCACAAACGAGGUCAUCGAGGAGAUUUCCACCCAAAUAAAGAGGAGGAAAUGUGAGACCCCUGAAAGCGCUGAUGCACCGUGGCGGGUGAAGUGUGAUGUGUGCACGGAGACAAAAUUCAAGGCGUUGAAGUCUUGCCUCGUUUGUUGGACGUCGUACUGCGAAGCCCACCUGGAGCCCCACCGGAGAGUCCCGUCCCUGAUGAGACACAAGCUGAUGGAUCCCGUGGAGGACCUGGAGGAGAGGAUGUGUGAGAAGCACGAGAGGGUUUUGGAGCUUUUCUGCAGGGAGGAACAGGUGUGCAUCUGUCUGCUGUGCAGCGAGACCGACCACAAAGACCACGAGACGGUUCCUGUUGAUGAGGAAGGCAUUCGGCAGAAAGAAAAUAUUGAGUCCAAGAAGGCAACGAUCAAAGUGAUGAUUGAGGACAGAAUGGAAAAGAUCCUAGAAUUCACAAACUCGUCUGAAACGCGCAGGGAGAGCGCAAACAAAGAGAUGGAGGACAGCGAAACGCUCUUCAAUCAUCUGAUGAAUGGAGUGCACGAGGUGCAAACUAAACUGAAUUUGAACAUCAAAGAGAAGCUACGAAAAUCCCAGGAGAAGGACAUAGCCAUGGUAGAAGAGCUGCAGGAGGAAAUCAGCAAACUGCAGAGGAAGCACUCUGAGCUAGAAGAGCUCUCACAAAGUGACGACCACCUUCACCUCCUGCAGAACUUGCAGACUGUGAGCAACAUGUCAGGCACGAAGGAUUGGUCUAAGAUCAGUGUCUACUCAGACAUGUGCGUGCAGACGGUGAGGAGAGCCAUGACUCAUCUUGUUUCUGAUUUUCAAUCCGUGCUGAAAACUCUGACGGAAACAGAGCUGACCAGGAUGAGACAAUAUAAAGAGUCUGUGACGUUCGACCAUGACACUGCUGGUUCUGGCCUUGUGGUGUCUGACGCGGGGAAACGUUUGAAGUACUUCAGCAACGCCAGCCUAUCGUCGUCGGAUGACUUUUUGAGGUUUGACUGUCCCAUGGUUUUGGGGAAGAAGGGCUUCACGUCCGGGCGUCACUACUGGGAAGUCAGAGUGGGGCUGAGAAACAACUGGGAUGUUGGCGUUGCCACGGAAACCGCAAACAGAACAGGGAAGGUGGCCUUGAGAAGAGAAAAUGGCUUCUUCGCCAUAGGAAAGCGAGGUUUUGAUUAUCAAGUCCAUUGUACACCCUACACAGCUCUCAACCUGUGUCCCAGGCCGAGACAGGUGGGCGUGUAUUUGGACUAUAACGAAGGCAGAGUGUCUUUCUAUGACGUGGAGAGAAAGUUGCACAUUCACUCCUUCACGCGGGAAUCUUUCACGGGCAAAGUAUUCCCGUACUUUUAUCUGCACAGCAGGGCCAAGAAAUCUGAGCCGUUGGUUAUUUCCUCCAUGGUGGAUUAAGCAUCUCGGCUUUCUCUUAUUUAUUCUCUCAUUCAGGAUUGAAAAUAAACAAUAAACAAAGUAACGCUU